AUGAACAAGAAUAAAGCGCGUCAGAGCUUAAUCGCACCCUCGGGUCGACCGUCGAGCGACACUCCAAUCGCUCGUCGCGUCGCGUUCCUUCGCGAGGCGUCUCGAGCGUACGUGAAGGACAUUCCAGAAUUGUCGGCGGCUUUGAACAUGUCCGCGACGACCCUAGCGAGAGAGAGCGAGCUGUCACGGGCACAGAUAGACGCGUACGGGUCGUGCCCGGCGUGUGGGCUCCCCAAAGAUCCUGAGGGAGCGCGGUGUGCGCUGUGCGGGCUGCUGUUGCGAAAGAAGCGUAGGAGACGUCCUAAGCAGAAAGCGUGA
This is a messenger RNA of Ostreococcus tauri, 318 nucleotides long. Its product is annotated as unnamed product. The transcript has a single exon. The record is from RefSeq and is a predicted model, not a curated record. The coding region runs from base 1 to 318 and encodes 105 amino acids. Lineage: Eukaryota; Viridiplantae; Chlorophyta; Mamiellophyceae; Mamiellales; Bathycoccaceae.